AUGGCAAUAAGAACACCUUUACAACAAACAACAGAAUCUAAUAUACUUGAUCGAACAUCAAGAAAGCUGGAAUUUAUGAAAAGUAGUUGUGGUGAUUUACAAAGUAGACUCAAAGUUCGAAAAGUAUUAGGUGUUGGUGAUGCAGCAGGUUCAAUAUGUAGUUCAAAAAUCAGUCAAAUACUUGGACAAUCAGAUAAUUUAAUUUUUAAAUUAUCACCUAAACUUGCUUCAUGGUUAUUUUUAAUAGCAACAUUAUUUAGUUGUUUCACUGUAAUGGGAAUACUUUGGCCAUCUUGUUUGCAUCUGCUUUUACCUGGUAGUCUUGAAUCAACCGUACAUUUGGCUACAUCGUAUGCUUUUCUAGCAACAGUGCUCGGUCUAACACUUCGAUCAGGCGACAAAACAUCAUUACAACUUGUCCUUUGUUCUCUUGUUUUAUUUCAUGCUUUAUCUUUUGUUAUUGCUUUAUGGCUUCUCAAAACCAGUGAUACAAAAGUAAAAUCAACAGUAUCAAUAUCAACAUCACUUCGACAUAGUAAACUAAAAACAUAUUUUAAUUCAAUGAUAUCAUUUCCAUCAUCAGCUGUAAUUGAUCGUACUUCUGGACAUGAAUCUUCUUAA
Messenger RNA from Rotaria sordida, 621 nucleotides. Lineage: Eukaryota; Metazoa; Rotifera; Eurotatoria; Philodinida; Philodinidae. The record is from the annotation of a GenBank genome assembly.